Coprinopsis cinerea okayama7#130 is the source of this 3909-nucleotide messenger RNA. RefSeq lists its product as hypothetical. NCBI's taxonomy places the organism in Eukaryota, Fungi, Basidiomycota, Agaricomycetes, Agaricales, Psathyrellaceae. Gene Ontology annotation, molecular function: zinc ion binding. The record is from RefSeq and is a predicted model, not a curated record. Gene Ontology annotation, biological process: regulation of DNA-templated transcription. The transcript has 9 exons. Bases 1 to 3909 code for a protein of 1302 amino acids.
AUGUCCCCUUUCGACGCCUAUCAAACUCCCGUACCCAACCUUCUCUAUUCCCCGCGAUUCUUCGAACGCUUGGACUUCAGGAUGGCAAGUGACAUGGUCUUGCCCACUAUCGCGCCUCCUGGGACCCUCUCAGCCUGGACCUUCGAUGUCAGUGUUCCCAAAGUCGCUUCCGCCAUUUCUGUCGACGAAGACGAGGUGAUCCCCUCGCUUGAGGACCUUCUUCCGAUUACCAAGGCUGCUGAAGAUGCUUUCAAUGAAGGAAAGCGUUCGGUCAUUGCAACAAUGAAAAUAUCUGGAGAAGCAGUAUCACAACAGUGGCAUUUCAUGAAGAUCCGUCUAUUCAUUCUCAUCAACAACAAUUCCACCUAUAUCCACCUCGCCAAACAAGCAUUCCAGAGGCUCAGCUCUUGUGGCAUGCUCACCAACGCUUGGAUCGAAAAGCUCGCGCGAUGCCCAAUUCACUCACCAAUCUCCGGCCUCGAAAUUACUCAGUUCCCGCUUUUCAAGCUUGGGCGACUCAUUGGUGAAGACUGGCUUGAGGAGGACGUGCUCAACGCCCUACUCGAGCUGCUAUACCUCAAGAAUCAUGUUCCUCUGUCCAGGGACGCGAACUUCUGCCCUGACAUUAUCUUGCCGACUCUUUUUGGGAAUGAGGCGAAGUACCUGCUUUCUGCGUCGUCUCCUGCAGCACAUCGUCACGAUUCCAUCCCUUUCAAUCAAAACCUUGUUGCUCUCCGCAGCCAGCUUAAAACCACCCAGUCCCGCCAUAUUCACCUCGUUUCCUGUGACGAAAAUCAUUUCUCUGUCCAAACCUACCACACGGACACUGGGCGCCUAGAGCAUCGCGACUCUAUGCAUCGAGAUGCCCCAUCGCAUUCCCUGACUGUCUUCAAAACCGUGGUGAAGGGCCUAGGGCUCCCUGAACCAAUGAAAGUAACACCCGUAGCUGUUCCUGUCCAAGUCCAUUCUCAUGGGAGCUGCGGGGUAGCGGCUUUAAACUUCGUCGAGCGUCAAAUUAGUCCCAAAGCCUACCAAUGGACCGAUUCCAGCUCAACCUACCACCGUAAUGUGGCAUUGCGCAACUUGGCGUUGUAUCAUCUUGUAUCCAUGGAUCAUAUACACGACAAAGAGACGUGGUCAAUUGAUCGUCUUUAUGCUUCAGCACCAGCCAAGGCUACUGCAGAGAAUCCUUGGGCGUCUGGCUAUAAGGAUUUCAAUCUUCAGUUACCAACCAACUGUCACCCGAUUCAUGCAUUUCUCCAAGUUCUCCCCUUUGAACCGUUCCAGGAGAUUACAAAUUGUCAUGACACGCCUGAGAACCAAGGUUCAGCUAGUGUUCAAAGCCACGGCGUGUCGGUUGUUAGGAUCAAGGACGAAAUCAAUGAUAGCGACAUCGAAUUAUUCACCCCUCCUCCUUCCCUCCUAUUCACACUCAAACGCUCCGCAAAACUUGAGUCGUCACCACCCGCAAAGCUGGAUACUGUAACAUCAGCUACUACCAGAAUCAUUGACCUGACAACUCCCUCGCCUCCCCCUGCUGUUAAAAUCGAGCAGGAUCUAGUCCUUGAUCUAACAGUACCACCUCCACGUCUCUCGAGACUUAAUUCUGGACCAGUCAUCGACCUCACAACACCGACUCCUUCGCCGUCCCCAGAGUCGAAGCCCUCAAGCACAAAACGGAAGCGUGACACGUCCAUCGCUGAGUCGGUUGAGUCCGACUCGGAUGUCCAUGCCAAUUCAAAGCAGCAAAGGACUAUUGAAGCGCUGAAAACCACAAUCGAGGUUGGGACGGUGUAUCACUCAUUAGAGGAGGCCAAAACUGCGAUCUAUACGGUUGAGGAGAGGCUGGGAUUCAUGUGGCGGAUGGCUCAGUCGAAGAGGGCAUCCAACGGCACACGGAAGAAAGUCACCCUCCGCUGUCGGUGCUAUGGUACUCACACUCCCAUUCACCUCAAUUCUAUCGACCCAUCUGAUCACCGGGAAGGGAAAUCCAUCAAGACUGGGUGCACAGCACGAGUUAAUCUCAAUCGCAUUGCAUCCGGCCAAUGGAACAUCACACUUGUCGACUUCAGCCACAACCAUAAUCGGGUUCUUGCCAACAACGGGCGCAUGCCACAUCCCCCGACUUCUGAUCAACGCGACACCGUUAAGCAGCUCGUCUCCAACCCUGGAUCCGCCUUUAAUCGCACCCAUAUUUCUGGGAUACUCUCACACCAAUAUCCCUCUCAUCCACUUGAGCCCCGACAGGUGUCCAACCUGAUCAACGAUGCAAAAAGAGAGGCUCGAGCGGAGGUAGAACGGUUGGGAGGCGAUGUUGCAACCAUUCUCGCACGCUUACAAGAGCUGAGGGCCGAGGAUCCUAACUGGCAGUUUGAGAUUCGACUAGACUCGCAGCAGCGCCUAGUGGGGCUGUGGUGGCAGUCUCCAGAGCAGGUGGCGCUCUCUCGCCGGUUUCCUGACUUGAUCUUAACCGAUGACACCUAUAGUCGUAACCAAUACGGCUACCCCUUGAAUCUGGGACUCUGUAUCGACAGCUUUGGCCACUCGCGCAUCCUUUGGUUCUGCGUGCACGAAACAGAAGAGAUCGAGACGUACACUUGGAUUUUUCAGAACCAUCUUCGCACGACAUCUUCUCCACCGGAGGUACUCUUCUCUGACAGGCAUGGCUCCAUCAUUCGUGCCUGCGAAAUCACCAUGCCCUUCACUUUCCACGCAUUCUGCCUCCACCAUCUCAAUGGUAACCUUGCAACCAACCUACGACCGGCAGUUGGCGCUAAAUGGUCUGACUUCAGUUCAGACUUUUGGAAGGUUUAUCGUUCCCCAUCUCCGGAGUGCUUCGAAGAGGGAUGGAGUGCUCUUCAAUCCAAGUACCCAUCUGCAAAGGGCUACCUGGCGGACUUGUAUCAGUGUAGGGAACGCUGGGCUUGGGCCUGGAUUGGGACGGUGUUUACAGGCGGUAUACGCACCAACGGCCGUGUUGAGGUGGAAAAUCGAAUCACCAAGACCAUAACAGGUCCCAAAUCGACGUUCUUCCAAGUGUUUCUUGCCCUCAACGACCGAAGCUCAGCUCAAAAUGUCAACGAAAUGACAGAAAUACGAAAGUCUUCUCGAAGGCAGCAUGACCAGCCUAUCGAGUUAGUGUUCUCCGGACCACUCAGACUGCUCAGACAAUAUGCAGGACCUUUUGCGCUCCACUCGACGUUCAAAGAGAUGAAGAAAAGCGUAUUUUAUAAUGUGGAAAUUAUUCAGCUUCCCCCAGGGAUGAAAAGCUGGACAGAUUCAGCCUUCCUCCUGACAGAUACUCCGGCCUUUUCAUGGUCAAGCAACGAGGAAUUGAAAAUGAUAAAUAGCUUCGAGAACGACGAGGCAUAUGUCUCCAUGAGGUGGAUUCUUCGUUUGCUUCACAGGCGACAGCUCCAUCCUUCACAUAUACUCAAGGUAUCGCAUAUGGCUACAAGGUCGUAUCACUACCUUGCUAUCCUUCCAGAUAAUCGCUAUAUGUGCGAUUGCUGCAUGGGCGUUAAUCUGGGUGUUCCUUGCCGGCAUUAUCUGAAGGCCUGGACUGUUGUUCAUGGUCUUGGGUUUCAUAUGGGGCUCGUUCGGGCUAGAUGGUUCAAGAACGCAAAUUUGGACGUGUCAGCCCUCCCUACUUUGAUCUUUGACCAUGCAGCCGGCACCCGGGAGGAGCUUCCAGAAUCAAAGGCACUGCCCAUUCCAUCCGCCUUACUUUCCAACCCCCUUGAGCGACGAACUGUCGCCCAGAUAGCCAGUCCUCCACCUCCGACACAGACUGUGGGCGCUCGCGCCGUAAACCACGAAGCCCAUGCCCUGCUCAGACCGAUUCUAGCCCACGUUCAGACACAAGAGCAGUUGGACGAUGUUCUCAAUGACCUUCGAAAUCUCAGGUAA